GGUUUGAGGCGGGACCAUAAAUGCGGAAGGAGGCGGUCCCUCUAUUUCCCUCUCUCUCCAGCGUGCUGACAUGGCUGAAUCGCAUAGUGUAAAGGUUGGAAUAAUCGGUGGAUCUGGACUGGAUGACCCUGAUAUACUGGAAGGAAGAAUAGAAAAAUACGUAGAUACACCCUUUGGAAAGCCUUCAGACGCCUUGGUUCUGGGAAAAAUAAAAAAUGUUGAUUGCGUGCUGCUUGCAAGACAUGGAAAGCAGCAUACAGUUUCUCCAACAAAUGUUAACUACCGUGCCAACAUUUGGGCUUUAAAAAUGGAAGGAUGUACUCACAUAUUGGUGACUACGGCUUGUGGAUCUUUGAGAGAAGAGAUUCAGCCUGGAGAUGUAGUAAUGCUUGAUCAGUUUAUUGACCGGACUACUAAAAGAGAGCAAACAUUCUACGAUGGGGGGACAUGUUUACCCGGUGUAUGUCACAUUCCAAUGUCUGAUCCUUUCUGUAGCAAAACAAGAGAGGUAUUAAUCGAUGUUGCUAAAAAACUUGGCAUUAAGUGUCACACUAAGGGUACAAUGUUGACCAUAGAGGGACCACGCUUCAGUUCUAGAGCGGAGAGCCACAUGUUUCGCCUCUGGGGGGCAGACGUCAUCAAUAUGACCACGGUUCCUGAAGUUGUUCUUGCCAAAGAAGCUGGCAUAUGUUAUGCAAGUAUUGCAAUGGCAACAGACUAUGACUGCUGGAAGGAACAUGAAGAAGCAGUGUCUGUAGACAGGGUACUAAAGACACUUAAGGAAAAUGCGAAUAAAGCAACAAGUAUUCUCCUGACUGCUAUACCUCAAAUUGCAUCCAUGGACUGGACAGAAGCACUCAGCACUAUGAAGAGUACAUUGCAGCUCUCUGUUAUGUUACCCAAACACUGAAUUCUCAGGGUUGGACAGAAAACAUUGGGAUCAAGAAACGCCUGGAAAAUAAACAGCAAAAAAAAAAAUCUAAAUCCUUUUUUGCAGCUCGCAUCUUCUAUAUUUGAAUAGAUUAAUAAAGCAUGACCAAAGAAUAUAUUUACAAACAGGCUAUGGUUACUAUGUAGCUAACCACAUGUAUACACCCAUAUUUUACAUUUUGAAAUAGCUUGCCUGUACAUCACAUGAAAACAUUUUAUUAAAAUGCUAUUCUACAUCACAACCAAUACAGCUCGGUGUUAAGGUUAUGGUGCAGUGUUGCUUUAAAUAUAGGUCACUAUAUAAGAUAUUGCUACUUGUUUGCAUGUACAGGGAAGUCAAUUUAACAUUACUUUAGUACUGUUACUGUUUACGCACUUUUUUUUAUCAUAUGGUUUCAUGCAGUAUGUAUAUCACCAAUAUAUCCAACUACUCCCAUAAAUAUACAUGAUAUUAUGUAAUUUCCUAGACCAUGAUUUUUUUAACCUUGUGAACAUGUCAAUGUAUGUUGCAUAGUCUGCCUAAAUAACCACAGAAGCUUCAAUUUAUGUCAGGCUAUUGAGUAAGAAAACAGCUCUGGAAAACUUGAUGAUACAAGUUACUCACAGCUUUUCUUGCACAUUAAAUUUGACCUGAAUGCAUAUCAUGGAAGAAGAUAGUGUUGUAGGCAUUGGAUUACUGACCGCAACGAGAAACGAAAAUUACAAAUAUUUUGUCAUGCUUUGUAUUUUCUUGUUCAAAGAUGUAUGCUUGCUUUGUAUAAGCAGAUUAAAACCCAUCUAGAACUC
Messenger RNA from Pelobates fuscus (common spadefoot toad), 1716 nucleotides. It is a transcript of the gene MTAP, whose product is annotated as methylthioadenosine phosphorylase. The transcript is spliced from 8 exons. Gene Ontology annotation, cellular component: cytosol. Gene Ontology annotation, molecular function: S-methyl-5-thioadenosine phosphorylase activity. Bases 71 to 910 code for a protein of 279 amino acids. Lineage: Eukaryota; Metazoa; Chordata; Amphibia; Anura; Pelobatidae. The record is from RefSeq and is a predicted model, not a curated record. Gene Ontology annotation, biological process: nucleoside metabolic process.